Messenger RNA from Phodopus roborovskii (desert hamster), 1901 nucleotides. It is a transcript of the gene Pgm2, whose product is annotated as phosphoglucomutase 2. The coding region runs from base 27 to 1889 and encodes 620 amino acids. Gene Ontology annotation, molecular function: phosphopentomutase activity; magnesium ion binding. Gene Ontology annotation, biological process: carbohydrate metabolic process; purine ribonucleoside salvage. NCBI's taxonomy places the organism in Eukaryota, Metazoa, Chordata, Mammalia, Rodentia, Cricetidae. The transcript has 14 exons. The record is from RefSeq and is a predicted model, not a curated record.
CUUCACCCGGUUGUGGCUGCGGCGGGAUGGCGGCUGUGGCGGCGACACCUUCACCAGCUCCCGGAGUCGGUGGCUCCGGCAUGGACGAGCGACUGGAGCAGGAGACCACCCAGUGGCUGCGCUGGGACAGGAAUCCCUUAACUUCGGAGUCAGUGAAACAGCUCAUUGCUGAGGGUAAUAAGGAAGAGCUACAGAAAUGCUUCGGGGCCCGGAUGGAGUUUGGGACAGCUGGCCUUCGAGCUCCUAUGGGAGCAGGGAUUUCUAGAAUGAAUGACUUGACCAUCAUCCAAACCACACAGGGAUUUUGCAGGUACCUGGAAAAGCAGUUCAGCGACCUGAAGCAGAGGGGCGUGGUGAUCAGCUUCGAUGCCAGAGCUCACCCUGCCAGUGGAGGCAGCAGCAAGAGGUUUGCCCGGCUGGCUGCGACUGCCUUUAUCAGCCAGGGGGUUCCUGUGCAUCUCUUCUCGGAUAUAACCCCCACCCCAUUUGUGCCCUAUACAGUGUCACAUCUGAAACUCUGCGCCGGCAUCAUGAUCACUGCCUCUCACAAUCCGAAGCAGGACAAUGGCUAUAAGGUCUACUGGGACAAUGGAGCGCAGAUCAUCUCUCCACACGAUCAAGGCAUUUCUCAAGCUAUUGAAGAAAAUCUAGAGCCCUGGCCGCAGGCUUGGGAUGAGUCUUUGAUUGACAGCAGUCCCCUUCUUCACAACCCCAGCACUUCCAUCAGCCAUGACUACUUUGAAGACCUGAAAAAACACUGUUUUCACAGGAGUGUGAACAGGGAGAGCGAUGUGAAGUUUGUGCACACCUCUGUCCAUGGCGUGGGCCAUGAGUUUGUACAGCUGGCCUUCAAGGCCUUUGACCUUGCUCCUCCUGAGGCUGUUCCCGAACAGAAAGAUCCGGAUCCUGAGUUUCCAACUGUCAAAUACCCGAAUCCUGAGGAGGGUAAAGGUGUCUUGACUUUAUCCUUCGCCUUGGCUGACAAAAUCAAGGCCAAGGUUAUCUUAGCCAACGACCCAGAUGCGGACAGACUUGCUGUGGCAGAAAAGCAAGACAGUGGUGAGUGGAGAGUGUUCUCAGGCAACGAGCUGGGGGCCCUGCUGGGAUGGUGGCUCUUCACGUCCUGGAAAGAAAAGAGCCAUGAUCGAAGCACCCUCAAAGACACAUACAUGUUGUCCAGCACCGUCUCCUCUAAGAUCUUGCGGGCCAUUGCCUUGAAGGAGGGCUUUCAUUUCGAGGAAACAUUAACAGGCUUCAAAUGGAUGGGAAACAGAGCCAAACAGCUAGCAGACCAGGGGAAGACAGUCCUGUUUGCAUUUGAAGAAGCUAUUGGAUAUAUGUGCUGUCCCUUUGUGUUGGACAAGGAUGGAGUUAGUGCAGCUGUCAUAACUGCAGAACUGGCGAGCUUUCUAGCAACCAAGAAUCUGUCUUUGUCUCAGCAGCUGAAGGCCAUCUAUGUGGAGUAUGGCUAUCAUAUUACCAAAGCUUCCUACUUUAUCUGCCAUGAUCAAGGCACCAUUAAAAAAUUAUUCGGGAACCUGAGAAACUAUGAUGGGAAGAAUAACUAUCCCAAAACGUGCGGCAAGUUUGAAAUCUCUGCUAUCAGGGACCUCACAACCGGCUAUGAUGACAGUCAGCCUGACAAAAAAGCUGUUCUUCCUACCAGCAAGAGCAGCCAAAUGAUCACCUUCACCUUUGCUAAUGGAGGCGUGGCCACCAUGCGGACCAGCGGGACAGAGCCCAAAAUCAAGUACUAUGCAGAGCUGUGCGCUCCCCCUGGUAACAGUGAUCUGGAGCAGCUGAAAAAGGAACUAGAUGACCUGGUCAGUGCCAUUGAAGAAAACUUUUUCCAACCACAGAAGUAUAACUUGCAGCCAAAAUCAGAAUAAAAUAUUGAAGCA